Messenger RNA from Hydra vulgaris (swiftwater hydra), 573 nucleotides. RefSeq names its product voltage-gated purine nucleotide uniporter SLC17A9. Lineage: Eukaryota; Metazoa; Cnidaria; Hydrozoa; Anthoathecata; Hydridae. The record is from RefSeq and is a predicted model, not a curated record. Gene Ontology annotation, molecular function: transmembrane transporter activity. Gene Ontology annotation, biological process: transmembrane transport.
UGUGUUUUUUUAAUUUGUAAAAUCUUUUUUUUUUUUUUUCUUCCUAUAUUCUGCUGAUUAAUGAAGCGACGUGAAAUUCGAUAUUUUUUAUAUAAUUUGUUAAUCUUCUACCAACAUUAAUCUUACAAUAAAAUCAAAAAAGAGGAUACAUGAAUAGACCCAGAAAAAGAAAAAAAAGCAAGUCUGCUUCUUGUCUAAAAAAAUUUAUGGCUGCUUAUCAUCUUGAAGCUUUAAGAAGACAACGUGUUAUUGAUCGAAAAAACGCUGCUUUAAUGAGAAUAGAGCUUAAAAAGAAGGAAGAAGAGUCAUUAAAGUCCCAGAAUAUGCAGUAUUUGGAAAAUAACAGUUCUAAUAACAAUCAAACGUCUAGCUGCAAUUGUAAAGAAUGUCAUAAAAUAUGCUCAAACUGCGAAAAGUUUAAAAAAGAUAAACAGACACAGGUCAAUUACACGCAAAAAGAUUUAAGAUAUCAACAUAAAAUCCUUCGCGAUCAUGGUUUAUAUAUGGGUCAUGUAAAUGAAAAUUUUUUUUCAUAAAUUUAUUUAUUAAAAUAUAUAUCACAAAGUAUUUUAA